Auxenochlorella protothecoides is the source of this 360-nucleotide messenger RNA. RefSeq lists its product as hypothetical. The coding region runs from base 1 to 360 and encodes 119 amino acids. The transcript is spliced from 3 exons. The record is from RefSeq and is a predicted model, not a curated record. Lineage: Eukaryota; Viridiplantae; Chlorophyta; Trebouxiophyceae; Chlorellales; Chlorellaceae.
AUGGAUCGGUCAACGGGAUCCGCGAAGAAGAAGAAGGUCAUGAGUCCUGCGGCCACCGCCCCAGCGCCAGUAGCAGUCCCGAACCAGGAGCCCUUUGGGCCCAAGCUCGCGGCCCUGUGCUACUUUGGCCUCUUUGCAUCCCUCGCGAUCUGCCUCACCGGCAUCCUGGGCCUCGCCAUCCUCAUGGAUGUGAGGACACAGGAGCAGUGGUACUCCAAGACCGCAUUCGCGCCUCUGUGGCUGAAGUUCACAGAGAACAACCCCUACACAACCACCUUGUGCGUCAACGGCGGCGCCGGCCUCGCAAUCUUCCUGGCCAAGCGGAUAUACGAGCACAGGAGCGCGCUCAAGGCGAGUUGA